Molecule: messenger RNA, 402 nt
Organism: Helianthus annuus (common sunflower)
Lineage: Eukaryota; Viridiplantae; Streptophyta; Magnoliopsida; Asterales; Asteraceae
Exons: 1
Coding region: 1-402 (133 amino acids)
Source: RefSeq, a predicted model, not a curated record
AUGAGCGACAAUGAUAAGAAGGCUUAUGAUCUUGAGAAGAAAGCCUUUGCCAUUCUUACUCAAGCACUUCAUAGAGAUAUUUAUCAUCAAUUCGCCUAUUGUACCACUAUAAAGAAUUUGUGGGAUGUCUUGGUAGCUAGAGGAGAAGGGAAUGCAGCAACAAGAAAGAUCCGGCAUGGUCUUUUGAAGAAAGAGUUUGAAGAAUUUUUGUUCAUUGAAAAUGAAACACUAAACAACAUGGCUACUCGGUUCAGUCAUCUGCUUAGUGAGAUGCACUCAUACCAGGUUAAUGCAACACAACAAGAGAUGAUCCAGCGGUUUGCUGAUGCUUUACCACCAAAAUGGAGUCAAUUCAUUGACUUGCUAAAGCAUACCGGCGUUCUAGAUACACUCACUAUUUAA